AAUAUUAAACUGACUUUAAAUGAGAGCAAUGUUGACGACUGUAUUGAUAUUUAUAUUAAAUGUUGUGUUAAAUACAUAAUAAUAAUAAUAAUAAUCAAAACAAUUGAUUAAUAAUAAAUGACAACCAAUUGAUAUUACGUUAAACAGACAAACGGUUAAAACAUUACCCGAAAAGCGAUUGGUUGGCCAACAAUCGGAUUGGAUGGCGUCGUCCCGAACUAACGGAUCCAAUGGCCAGGUGUUGUCGAUACCGCCGCGUUGGCUUAAAUGUCCGCGAAGAGGCAAUAUCAUCGCCGACAAAUUCAUACCAUUCAAGACACCAUUGGACGACCGAUACAAGAGUAAGAUACCCGAUAGCGAUGUAUUUACGCCAGAGAUGUUCAUAGCGCUGGUCAGCGGAAGUUUCAAAGUGAAGUUGGGUCGUUGGAUAGAUCUAACCUAUACCUCGCGUUUCUAUGACAAGUCUAUUGUCGAGAAGAAGAACAUCCAAUACUGUAAAUUUCAGUGCAGAGGCCACGACGAAUGUCCCACUGAAGACCAAACUCGACAAUUCAUCAGUUCGUGUGACGCCUAUAUUGCCAAAAAUCCGUUGGAUGUAAUCGCUGUUCACUGUACGCACGGUUUCAAUAGGACCGGCUUCUUGAUCUGCGCCUAUCUGAUCGAAAAACUCGAUUGGAGUGUCGAAGCGGCUGUCAAUGCGUUUGCCAACUCGCGACCGCCCGGUAUCUACAAGGAGUCGUAUCUAAGAGAACUGUUCCGACGUUACGGCGACGAAGAAGACGCACCGUCAGCCCCGCAGCGACCCGAUUGGUGCUACGAAGCUGACGAUACCGACGAUGAUGGUAAUCCUAUUGCCGCAGCCGCUGCUAAUAGUGGUGGUGGUGGUAAUCACUCGCGACCAGUGAACAACAGAUGGAAAACGUCGACAUUUAUGGAGGGCGUCGGCGGAGCCACAACUGUUACCGACAGUAACAAAGUCAGAGAAGUACAACAAAAGUGUCAACGAAUGGCAAAAUUCAAACAGCGCGGCUUUCCCGGCUCUCAACCCGUAUCGAUGGACUGUCAAAACAUACAGUUAUUGUCGGUUAAGGAAUAUAUGGUCAGCUGGAAGGCCGACGGCACCCGAUAUAUGCUGCUAAUUAAUGGCGAAGACGACUGCUAUUUUGUCGAUCGCGACAAUACUGUCUUCAAGAUAGAUGGCGUCAAGUUUUUUAAGCGCAAAGAUUUUCCACAGCAUUUGGAAAAUACUCUAUUGGACGGGGAAAUGAUUGUCGACGAAGUUAAUGGCCAGAAAGUGGCCCGUUAUCUCAUCUAUGAUAUCAUAACAUAUGAAUCAGCCGAAGUGGGCGGUUGUGACUUCCGGCGGCGAAUCUACUGUAUUGACAAAGAGAUUAUUGAGCCGCGAGAACGGGCCAAACGUGAAGGUAUUAUCGAUCGGACCCGUGAGCCGUUCGGUAUACGGAAAAAAGAUUUCUGGGAAAUACGCGAUACCUAUAAGAUAUUUGAGCAAAAAUUUCAGCAAAAUUUAUCCCAUGAAAUCGAUGGUCUAAUUUUCCAACCCGUACCCGAUCCGUACAUUGCUGGCCAAUGUGUGGUAACUCUGAAAUGGAAACCUCCAUCACAUAAUUCAGUUGAUUUCAAAUUGAAAAUAGUUUUGGAUGAUAGGCCUGGUAUGUUGAGGAAGUUUAUCGGUAAUCUGUUUGUCGGCGGUCAAGAUCAGCCGUUUGACCAGAUGAGGGUCACUAAAGAUCUCCGACAGUACGACAACAAGAUUAUCGAGUGUACAUACGAUAUGACUGGUAAACAGUGGCUUUUUAUGAGAGAGCGAACCGAUAAGUCAUUCCCGAAUAGUUUCAAAACGGCUAUAGCUGUCUGUAAUUCAAUACGCAAUCCAAUAACUAAAGAAAUACUACUCGAGUUUAUCCAUAACCGGAGUGUCGGUCCGGCUAUAGUCAAGAAACCCAAUAGCGGUACAGAUAGUAGUCUAAUGCCGCCGCCGGCGAAAAUGGCCCGAAGAUAA
Oppia nitens is the source of this 2020-nucleotide messenger RNA. RefSeq names its product mRNA-capping enzyme-like (gene mRNA-cap). The record is from RefSeq and is a predicted model, not a curated record. Bases 203 to 2020 code for a protein of 605 amino acids. Gene Ontology annotation, molecular function: ATP binding; mRNA guanylyltransferase activity; protein tyrosine/serine/threonine phosphatase activity. Gene Ontology annotation, biological process: 7-methylguanosine mRNA capping; protein dephosphorylation. The transcript has 4 exons. NCBI's taxonomy places the organism in Eukaryota, Metazoa, Arthropoda, Arachnida, Sarcoptiformes, Oppiidae.